Molecule: messenger RNA, 4792 nt
Organism: Wyeomyia smithii (pitcher-plant mosquito)
Lineage: Eukaryota; Metazoa; Arthropoda; Insecta; Diptera; Culicidae
Exons: 2
Coding region: 3347-4354 (335 amino acids)
Biological process (GO): DNA integration
Molecular function (GO): nucleic acid binding
Source: RefSeq, a predicted model, not a curated record
UAUAUAGAAGAUGGCCAAUUACUCGGAUGUGUUUGUUCAUUUUGUAUUUUGGAAUACAUUUGUAUUUUGGAUUGGGAUAUCAGAAUAUUGUUAGGGAUAUUAUAUCGUAGAUUGAUUUCUUGGCAAGUAAAGCGUUUGGUGUGCAGAUCGAUUGAGCAAGUGUGACAGAGAGGGAAGUAUUCGACUGCCGUAGAAGACGGUGCGAAAAGGAAGAUUAGCUGCCACGGCAAGGAAGUGGUGAGAAUUUACGACUAUAGAGAGCGGGAUUCCUGCCACGUCAAGAGAGUGGAAAAUUUGUGCUACCGCGCGAGAGAGCAGAUCACUACCGUGCCAGAAAACGGUGUUGCUACCGUGACUUGACAGCAGGAAUUGCUACCACGGCUAAAGAGUGAUGAUCGAUGAUUGUUGCUACCGCAGUGCGAGAGCGGGUUUGAUACGUUGCUACCGCGCCUUGACAGCGGAGAUUGUUUACAUUGUGAGGUGCUCAGAUGAAAUAGAAUUACGUCGUAAUCGUAAUCAACUCUGAGAUUUGAUUUGAUUUUGUGCUUUCGAGGUAAAUAAUGUUGAUUCAUUUCGUUUGGUAUCGAAAUCAAACAGAUUGCUCUCAUAAGGAUGGAAAAUCGAGUGUUUGCAAACUUGCCGGCAUUUUCGUGCGCUGAUAUACCAUAGACGGAUCGCAGCCAAAUCAAAAGUGGAUAGUUUAGAAGCGUGGUUUUAAGAUUUGCCGCCGGGCAUCGAAGGUCAAUGAUGCAACGCAAAAGAAAGAUUUGCUCUUGGCUCACGGUAGUUUCGAAUUGCAAAAGAUGCUGACAAGGACACGAAUACAGACCCUUACAAAGUUGCCGUGGACAACAUGGAUACAUAUUUUGUCCCUCAGCGGCAUGAGGCACAUGAGCGUUAUGUGUUCUGGGCCCUAAAACCAGAACAUGGCGGGAGUUUGACAAAGUUCUUGAUGAAGACCCAAACGCACGCAUCUAAGUGCAAUUUUGGUAAAACUUCCACCGACAGUUCUGCAAUAGCUGUAGUGGACAAGAUGCUUCAGGUCGUACCUGUUUCGCUCCGUGGAAAACUGUUUCUCGUAACGAAUCUGGACCUGGAAGAAGUUGUCAAGCAGGUGAAUGCAUUUGAAACUUCUCGCUCAGCUAGCGAACAGAUAAGCGAUCAAUCAACUUUACCAGCAGUAUGAAAGAAUCCGGAAUUUGUGCAACGCGUUAAGGGACUCCGCAAAUUCUGUGGAUAGACUCACGUUCCAGGUCAUUGUCCAGUGUGGAAUAAAACGUGUUCCAAUCGUAACAAGCUGGGGCAUUUUCGAGAAGUCUGUUACAGUUGCAUAGGACAAUCAGGAAAUCCUACUAGCUCUUCCCAGAAGGCAACAUUUAAGCAAACUGUUAAACGGAACCACUCCCAAGCUUUCCAAUCGCACAUCGUUCGGAAAACCACCACAACAACCGCCUUAUCCUACUCGACAGGUGCAUGCGAUUGGUGACGAACAAGAAGAAGAACCUACGGAAUUGGUAGAAAUGGUGUCGUCGGUGAGUGAUUCAGAUGAGCUGGUAUGAGCUAAAGUUGAAGGUGUCAUCGUCGAAAUGCAGAUAGAUUCUAGUGUUUUUUCGAAUAUCAUCGACGACAAGACCUGGGGAAUGAUGCUGAGGAAUAGAGUACAGACGUUGACUAGGAAUGAUCAGGCGUACAAAAAGUUCAAUGCAUAAGCACAGAAAGAUUGCCCAAUAAUGAUAGGGACGAAGAAUUAAAAAACGAACGCACGUUUUUACAUUGUGAAAGAUGGACCACAGCUUCUGCUAGGCAAGCAAACGGCAAGGCUUCUAGGAAUUUUGAUAAUCGGACUUCCUAGCCAAUAUGAACAGGUACGGAGCAUUGGCACUAUGUGCCAAUUCCCCAAGAUCCAUGGUGUGAAGAUACAUAUUCCAAUCGAUAAAUCUGUCAGCCAGUUGUUCAACGCUUUCGGCGACUUCCAUUCGCUACUUUGAAACGUGUGGAAGAUAAGCUCAAGAAACUGCUCACAAAGGACAUAAUUGAAAAGGUGGCCAAGCCCAGCCGGUGGGUUCCACCGAUAUAGUCGUGGUAAUUAAGGACAGCGGGGAAAUUCGAUUGGGUAUCGAUAUGAAGCAGGUAAAAAAGCGGUCUCACGGGAGACGCACCCACUACCAACAAUUGAGGAUGUUCGAUGGAUGCUAAAUGGUGCAGUCUAUUUCUCCAGACUUGAAAUCAAGGACGCAUUUCAUGAGCUGGAGAUUGGCGAAGAAAGUAAACCGCUAACUUCUCUUAUCACUCAUGAAGGUAAGAUAAAACUAACAGAAAAUGAUAAAAUCUUAGACCAAGGUCUCUUCCAUUAUAAGAUGCUAGUCUUUGGAAUAUCUUGUGCACCAGAGAUUUUUCUGAAGAUUAUUGAGCAAAUUUUGCCGGAUUGUGGUCAUUCUAUUAAUUUCAUUGACGAUAUAAACGUUGUGGGCAGAACUGAACAGGAGCAUAAUGCAGCACUUAGAAAAGUGUCUGACAAACUUCGUGUUUAUGGGGUUAAGCUCAAUCACGCAACAUGUGCAUUCAAAUUGACUGAGAUAGACUUCCUCGGCCACAGGUUCAGCAAAUACGGAAUGACUCCUUCACCAGCAGCUUUGCAUAGCUUCCGAGCUCCAACUACCUGCGAGGAAGUCAGAAGUUUUCUAGGCCUCGUUGAAUACGUUGGGGCGUUUAUUCCGAACUUUGCCACCAUUCCAUUUCCUCUCAGAGAGCUUACGAAAAACAAAGCUGGUUUACAAUGGAACUUGGAAGAUCAGCUUAUGACGAGUUUUCAAAUUCAUUUGUGAUGUAAACCAACUUGUACAUUUGCAGAGUUGCUUCUCCGGUAGGACUCGGAGCAGUCCUUUUGCAGUUUUUAGAAGGAUCGCCGUGAGUUGUUUCGUUUGCUAGUAAGAGUCUGACUGAAACAGACCGUCGAUAUGCUCAGACGGAGAAGGAUACUUUGGCCUUAGUAUGGGCAGUCGAACGGUUUCAGAUUUACCUCGUGGGCAUCAGGUUUGAAUUGGAAACCGAUAAUAAAUCCCUCGAGGCCAUAUUUCCGCCAGAUUCUUCACUAUGUUUAGGUGUAGAACGUUGGGUUCUUAGGCUUCAAACGUUUAGUUUCGUUGUAGUAUACCGUAAAGGUAAGUCGAACAUUGCCGACCCUCUGUCACGCCUCGCUCAAACACCAAACGAACCAUUCGAUCUAGAUUGCGAGAUUUACAUACGUGAUGUGCUGGAAUUGGAAGCAGUAGAUAUUGAGGAGUUUGAGAAGGCAUCUUGUAAGGACCCUGAGCUUAGUGAGUUACGUGAGUACCUGGAUUGAGGAAUGUGGAACUACACUUCCAGUACAAUCAAACCUUAUCAUGCGUUCCGGAAUGAGUUUGGAAAAGUUGUUGAGCUAGUGGUUCGAGGCUCUAGAAUGGUUGUACCUUCAUGUAUGCGACAAAGAUUGCUUCAACUGGCCCAUGAGGGUCACCCAGGUCGAACCAAAAUGCAACAACGGUUGCGACUUUCAUAUUGGAGGUCUCGAAUGGAUAAAGACAUUGCUCAUGAAGUAGAUGGUUGCGAAGGUUGUCGACUAUUCAGUCAUCCGGAUAGACCUGAACCAAUGGAAAGACGGAGAAUGCCGGAAGCUCUAUGGAUCGAUCUUGCCAUAGACUUCCUGGGUCAAUUACCUUCAAAAGAUUAUUUGCUGGUAAUCAUCGAUUACUACAGCCGAUAUAAAGAAGUAGGAAUACUUCAGAAAAUCACUGCUAAAGUGACGGUGGAUAGACUUGAGAAGAUAUUUAUCAGGCUGGGUUUUUCUACAACCAUAACAUUCGAUAACGGUCGACAAUUCGAUAGUUAUUGCCGAAGUAGACGCAUUUUUCUGAAUAGAACAACGCCAUAUUGGCCUCAAGAAAACGGCCUUGUCGAAUGGCAAAAACGGUCCUUGAGGAAGCGUCUCAGAAUCAGUCAAAGCCUUGACCGUGAUUGGAAACAUGACCUUCUCGUCUAUCUGUCGAUGUACUAUUCGACUCCACAUAGCACCACUGGGAAAACCCCAGCCGAACUGCUGUUCGGAAGAAACUUGCGUACCAAAUUGCCAACUUUGGUAGAUUUGAGCACUGAAGCACCGCCGACUGAGCAUGGAAAUUGUGAUCUGCGUGAAAAGGAGAGGGGUAAGGAUGCAGAGAAUCUUUGUCGUAGAGCAAAACCAUCUAAUCUCGGUGUUGGAGCUGAGGUUCACAUGACGAACGUCCUUCUAGGAAAUAAGCUUACGCCCACAUCCAACCUAUCGGUUAUGACAGUUACUGCGUUCAGAAUAACGAAACUGGAAAGUCAUACGACAUGAAUUCCAGUCAUCUAAAACGAGUAGCUAUUAAGAAUGGUGGUAUAAUGAUUGUAGCAGAAUUAAAUAUUUAUUUUAAUUCUCUAACAAUAUUGUUUGAUUCACAGACCAGGGAGACGACACUCAAAUGGAACCCUCAACGGUCUGACGAGCCGAACUCAGCGAGUAAUCCUAACCUCGUCCCCGGCCUCGGUGCUGACAUGGAUGAUUCAAGUUUAAAGAUUGUGGAUCAGCCAUCCGAUGUAGCCGUAACCAAUAAGGGUGACCAGCCGGAUCGAGCCAGAUCACGACGUGAGAUUGGUAAGCUCAUGCGGUUUGAAGAUUGCAUUUUUGAUUAUUGAUUCAUUUGUCUACAUUUAAUUAAGAGGAGAUGUGGCGAUGUUAUCCAUGGUCUGAGAGUGAUAUAUCUAUGUAAGAUCUAUGGUAAGAGAAUAUAUAGAA